CCCAGAAACGCUCUUUUACUUCAAUAAACCGCGUUUCUUUCCUUUUCCUCCACCCCCCAAAAUUUCUUCCUUUCCCCUGCUUCCUCCUCCUUAUCUCAUAUUCCCCACCAUGAAAUUGAAUCCUCCGCAAAUCCAUUUCCAUGGCGGCGGCUUCUCCCCCUCCUCCUGGUACUAACCCACUCUUCUCCUUUCUCUUCCUUUUCUCCUCACUCUUCUUCUUCUACUACUCUGCCCUGCCCCAUUGUUCUGCUCUCUCCACCUUCUCCAUCUCCGAAACUUCCAACCAAACUCUAGUCUGCGCAAUCGUCUACCGCUCCGACACCCAGCAAUCCUCCCUCAACUGCACCAGUCUCGACGGAACUGGACUCCCCGGGGUCCCAAUCUUUCCCGAUGUCCCGUUCUCCGGCGUCGUUUCGGGGGAUGGGUUCGUUGCUGCAGUCAGAACUUUCACUUCCCCUGUUCCCACCACUUCCACCCUCGUCACCUGGCGGUUUUCCGGCGGAAUCGUGGAGAGGAAGAGGAUCUACUCGGGUCCCGAGAUUACGGAGCUGGAAUCCGGUAACACAAACAUUUGCGGGUUAAUCGGUAGUGGUGGUAAUAAUGCUAGUUCCGCUGUUCGGAACUUCGAUUGCUGGCAAUGGCGGGAGUUCAACGCCUCCUCUGUUCCCCGCUUCUCGAGCAUCGCCGUCGGGGGAGAUUUCGUUUGUGGGAUAUCGUCGACAAAUGGGAACAUAACUUGUCUGGGCGACAGCCGGAACAGUAGUAGCUCGAGAGAUGUGAUUUCUCAAUCUCCUUCGGGAGAAAAUUACAGAGCAAUCGCCGCCGGAGCUGGGCACGCCUGCGCGCUGAGCUCCGACGGUGGGUUAACUUGCUGGGGAGGAGACACGAUCUCCAGCUCAAGCUCCAUUCUGGAAGGGGAACGAUUCAUAUCCAUGGCGGUGGGGGAGAAUCGCACCUGCGGAUUGAGAAGCAACGACACUGUAAUUUGCUGGGGGCAGAACAAUUUCCGGCUGCCGGCGAGCUUGGAAGCAACACAUUUCGUUUCGAUUGAAGCGAAAAGAACCGUAUUCUGCGGUGUCGUGAGGGAAGAUUUCUCCCUCCAUUGUUGGGGCGGCGGCAAUUUCACCAAUCAGAGCUCCAAUUCUUCCUCAAUCGUUUUCUCAAGAGUGCUGCCCAGCGCCUGCCGAAUUGACAGUCAAUGCCGUUGCGGUCCAUUGACCGGAAGCGGCAACCUCUGCCAACCUGGCUACAGCAUUUGUCAGCUCUGCCGGGAUUUCACAAACCCUCCUCCUCCUCUGUCACCGCCGCCACCGCCGCGGCAGCCGCAAUCUACUCCGCCGCGCGGCGGUGGCGGAUGGAAUAGCAAAAUGACCGCGUUUACAACGGUCGGAUCCGCGGGAUCCCUAGCUGUAUUGCUAGUGAUCGGAUUUUUCCUCUACAAGCGAGUGAAAUGCAGCAGCUGUAAGGUCCACGAUUCCGGUCCGAUGGACGAGCCGACGACGAGCACGCCACCGCCUCCGCAGCAGCGGAAUCCGUCUCUGCCGAGAGUGUUGGAGAAGCGAUUGAGCGAACUGGCGAGCAUGGGAAACGCAGGGCAGCUGGAGGAAUACUCGCUGGAGAUUCUGCUCGAAGCGACGAGCAAUUUCUCCGACGACCACAAGAUCGGUACGGGGAGCUUCGGGUCGGUCUACCGGGCCACGCUGCCCGACGGGAGGGAAGUGGCGGUCAAGCGAGCGGAGACCUCGUCGGGAAAUUCGCCGCGUACUUCUUUGGGGAUUUUCGUCAAGCACCAAGAGGACAAAGACAACGCGUUCGUCCAUGAGCUGGAGUCGCUCUCCCGGCUCCACCACAAGAAUCUGGUCCGACUAUUGGGGUUCUGCGAGGACGGUUCGGAGCGGAUCUUGGUCUACGAGUACGUGUCCAACGGUUCGCUCCACGACCACCUCCACCGGCUCGACCAGUCCCCGCUCGCCACGUGGCCCGCCCGGAUCAAGGUGGCGCUCGACGCGGCCCGCGGGAUCGAGUACCUCCACGUGUACUCGGUCCCGCCCAUCAUCCACCGUGACAUCAAGUCGUCCAACAUCCUGCUCGACGCCUCGUGGACUGCGAAGGUGUCGGACUUCGGGCUCUCGCUGAUGGGGCCCUCGGACGAGGAGGCGCACCUGUCGAUGCGCGCCGCGGGGACCGUGGGGUACAUGGACCCCGAGUACUACAGGCUGCAGCAGUUGACCACGAAGAGCGACGUGUACAGCUUCGGGAUCGUGUUGCUCGAGAUGCUGUCGGGCUGUAAGGCGAUCCACAAGAAUGAGAAUGGCGUGCCACGUAACGUGGUCGACUUCGUCGUGCCGUACAUCGUGCACGACGACAUACACAGGGUCCUCGACCCGAGGCUGCCGCCACCGACGCCUUUCGAGAUCGAGGCGGUGGCGUACGUGGGUUACCUAGCGGCGGAUUGCGUGAUGUUGGAAGGUAGGGAUCGACCGUCCAUGACGGACAUUGUAAAUAGCUUGGAGCGUGCAUUGGCCGCUUGUUUGGUUCACUCGGGUUCGCUCUCUCGGUCCACCACGGGUUCUUCUGCGUAGAGUAAAGAUUGAAUCAAAAUCCAAAUGAGAUUCUUCGUUUGAUUACACUUUUUUUUUUUUUUUUUUGUGAUUGUAUUGAAAAUGAUUAGUCAUUGUGUUGAUAUGAUUCAAAUGGGGAAGUGUAUAGAAAAUGUACCAACCAUGAAGAAAAAAAGAGAGGGUUAUUGGAACUUGGGUGGCAAAAAGGUGUUUGAUUGAGUUUGGUCAUUUUGCACUUUAUUUGGUCCAAAUCUUUUGCCUUUUUUCCAAGCAAUUUUAUACAUGAACAACCGAUCUUUCAAUUGUUAGGUCAAAUGGGGACGAAAGGUUUGAAAUUCAGUAGUCCAAUAUAUAAUGAGUUAUAUAUAGUGCUAAUUUCAACCACCUCAACCUCUAAGUUUAUGUUCUUUAUAAAAGAAGAAAUGCCUAUGUGAGUGCUAUACAUCAAUACCAUUUUGAUUCCUAGACUAUCCAGUAGUAUUUGAUACAUAAAUAGUACUUAGCUUUUUUCGACAAUUUUAUUAAGCUAGUGAUUGAUCUGACAUUGAUCAAGAUCUUCGAUUACCAGUGUAUUGUAUCCUUUUGGCAACAAUCUAUUUACUAUCAUAUACAACUAUCGACUAUCAUUACAUACUUGUUACAUCAUUUUUUCCCAAGUACAUUGGAAGCCAAAGACAAAUUCGUUUUUUCAUUUGUGAUAUAAAUUUCACUCUUUGACUCGACAGGAUAUGUGUAAGCACGUGUUUAUACCUUUUUAAUUGUCGAAUCUGUAAUACAUAAAAGAAACACGAGAUACAAUGAGUAUGAUGCGUUCACAAUUGAUCCAAGUUGAUACCCCAAAACCAAUUUUCACUCCAUCUUCAUUUUGUUUUUUGUUUUAUUCACUUUUAAAUGAGGGUUCAAAGCUACUCUAGAAACCACUCUAUGGAUACGUUGAUGAUCAUUAGUAGGUCAAAGUAUCAAUCAGCAGACAAUUAUACAAUAACUAGCAAGUGACCUGCCUCAUGAAUAAGUGAACCAGUUAGCUUGCAAACCAUAAUAAUGAGUAAUGCCAAUG
Molecule: messenger RNA, 3618 nt
Organism: Linum trigynum
Lineage: Eukaryota; Viridiplantae; Streptophyta; Magnoliopsida; Malpighiales; Linaceae
Source: the annotation of a GenBank genome assembly